AUGUCGCACGUCACGGCGGACCUGGAGUAUUUUAAAUGUGACAUGUGCGGGGUGUAUCUGCACAAAGACAUCUUUUGCGACCAUCGACGUGAGUGUAAAGGCCUUGAUUCGAAAGAGCUGAAGAAGAGCCAGUGUCGUCAGAUCGGGAUGGCAUUAGACAAGGAGGCACGGCACCGAAUUGCGUCACGAAUGGCUGAUGGAGCAACUCUCGUGCCUGUCGAGCUUGCAGAACGACAUCAACAGGCGCGUGUGCGGCGUAAUGUGGCGAAUUCUUACCAAGCUGAGAUAGAUAAAAGGCUGCAGGAGCAGCUUGCCCCUGAGAGGAUGAAGGCUCUUUCCACAUUUCUUUGGGAGUGA
Molecule: messenger RNA, 357 nt
Organism: Trypanosoma cruzi
Lineage: Eukaryota; Euglenozoa; Kinetoplastea; Trypanosomatida; Trypanosomatidae
Exons: 1
Coding region: 1-357 (118 amino acids)
Source: RefSeq, a predicted model, not a curated record